AUGGAUUUAAAUAAAAAAGAUAAAGAAAAAGAAAAAAAAGAUAAGGAUAAAGAAUUAAAAAAAGAGAAAAAAGAAAAGAAAAAAGAAAAAAAGGACAAAGAGAAGAAAAAAGAUAAAGAUAAAGAUGACAAAGGUGGAUUGUUUAGUAUUGUAGGCGGAUUAAUUGGUGGUCUUACUGAUUCACAACAACCUUCACAACCACCAAAUCAUUCAACCACAGUAUCGGCUCAGUCAACUACCCAAGCCAAAGAGGAAUUAAGUAAACCGGUUAUACAAGAGAAUCAUAAAAAGGCGAUGGACUUUUGGAUUAAUAAUACAGCUACAUCAACAUCUACUAUUACAACUUCAGCAAGUUCUCAUCCGACAAUUGUAACAACAACACCAACACCUGUAAAUAAUAAUAGUAAUAAUAGUAAAACUACCAAUAGUAAUAGUGGUAGUAAUGUAAAAUUAAAUACAUCAUUAGAAAACGGCGGUAAUAAUGAUAGUAAAAAAGAUCUCAGUAAUGAACACUCACCAAAAAAUAGAAAAGAAGAUAAUAAAGAUAAUAGUAGCAAUAAAGAUAAUAAUAUAGUCGAAACACCAGCAGAUGAAAAUCGUAAAAAAUUAGUAGAAUCACUUAUGAAAUCUCUUUGUAGUUUUAGUGAAUCAAUUAAAAUCAUUUUAGAUUUAUUUUAUACACCACUAAAGAAAUCCGAACUCUUGUCCCACGAAGAGCUCAAAGGUAUAUUCUCAGUAAUCGAAAUGAUAGGAGGUUUUAAACAGGCAAUCUUAGAAGAUUUUAAAAAAUAUUUAAGUAAUUGGAAUAGUGCAAACCAAGCAGCAUUGUAUUCAACUUUUUCUCAAUUUGUUGGAUACUUAAAACUAUACCAAGUUUAUGCUUUACAAUAUAAUUAUAGUUUAAGUAGUUUAAGUUUAUUAAUGUUUGAUAAUCAAAAGUUUGAAACAUUUAUAAAGAAUGCCGAAUCCAAAUUAGCAAAUUUACAAUAUACUUUGGCACCUAUCGUCACAGUUUCUUCAUCAUCAGCCACUGUUAAGCCUGUAUCACUUGCCGAGAUUUUAGGGCCACAAUAUGAUCAGUCAGCAGCACAAAAUAAUAAUAAUGGCACACAACCAGCAUUCACCCAAGUUAGUUUAAGAAGAACUGGAAACUCAACAUUUCUUACUAGUACAGGUGGUUCUAACUCUGCAUCCGGAAAAUUCACUCAAGAGUAUAAUUAUAGCAAUUUAGCAUCUCUUUUAAUAUUGCCAAUUCACUUUUUAGCAAGAUUCCACCAUUUCUUCAAAACUAUUAUGGAUUCUCUACCUGUUCUUCAUCCUGAUUAUAAACCAUACAAUCUUUUAUAUAAGAAAAUUACUGCAGUAGUCAAAGACAUCGUUACUGAAUCGGUCAACAUUAAUAAAGUAAUUUCAAUUUCAAAAUCAAUUAAAUCACCAACCAUUGGUUUAUUUAAUAGUACCGAUAUUGUCCAAAAUAGAAAGUUUUUAAAAGAAGGAAUUUUAAUCGAACAAUUUAAUAAUCAAAGAGUUUCAUAUUAUACAUUUUUAUUUUCAGAUUUAAUAUUAUUCACAGAAAAGAUUGAAGAUGGCUCAACUAUAACAUCAACAACACUAAUGCCAUAUGAGGGAUCAUUUUAUUUAUUAAAGAAAUUAGAGAGAAUAUCAAAUAUCCAAGUGGAUGAUCCAGAGUUAGGGUUUGAAUAUAGAAAAGGUUUUCAAAUUAAAACUAAAGAUAGUUCAAUAUUUUAUAUGACUGCUUCUGAAAAAGAGAAAUCGAAUUGGUUCCAAAUUUUAUCACAAGCUACAUUGAACUCUAACAAGUCAAAAUCAAAUAAUUCAAAUCCAUAUUCAAAUAUUGGUUUAUCUAGACAAUCAAUCUCUAAUAUUGAAAUCGAUUUAAAUAAUGAUGACUCAAAAGAUGACGACGAUGAUCCAAAAGAUAUUGCUUCUUUUUGUAAAAUGAUCACUAGUGGCCAAAGACCAAGAGUAGAGUUAAACGCAUCUCUUUUAAAACUAUCUGAUCCAAAACCUUUAUUUGCCGCUUUAGCUUCGACCCAUUUCGUCAACCAUCUUGUUUUUUCACCAUCAACUAUGUCCGAUAAAUAUAUGCAAAUGACUCUUAGUAUGAUGUCAUUGAACAAAUCAAUCACCCAUUUAACAUUAUCUCAAAAUUCAAUAAACGAUUCUUGUGCCAUUGCUUUAGGUGAUAUGUUAAGAUACAAUCAUUCAUUGAUUCAAAUGGAUCUCAGCGAAAAUCAAAUUGGUGAUAAAGGUUUAGCCGCUUUAAUCGAUGGUAUCCUCUCACAUCCAUCAAUUACUGUAGUCAUUUUAAGUCAAAAUCAAAUUACUGAUGUUGGUGCUAAACAUAUUCCAAAGCUUUUGAAAUUUAAUCAAACUUUAAAUGCUUUGUUUUUAGAAGAUAAUAAUAUUUCAAAUCAAAUGGCAUCAGAAAUUUUAGAUCAAUGGAUUUCAAAUCAUACUACCGUUUUAACUAGAAUCAUAUUACCAUCAAUCCCAAAUGAUUAUAAUGAAAAAAUUAAAACAAAGGCAAUUUCAAUUGCAAAUCGUUUGGAUAAAAAGAAAAAACAAAUUAAUACAAGUUCCACAAGUAGUUCAAAUAUUAAAUCGCAAGCUACAAGCAAUAUAAACAAUUCACUAAUUGCACCAGGCAAAGGAAUUUUAGAUAUUGGUUCGUUUGAUUAUUCAGAAAUAUCAUUGCAAUUAUUAAAUAAGAUUAAUAUGAUGAUGACUGAUAGUAGACGUCUUAGCGAUUUAAAAGAAUUGUUUUUGGAUCACAACUGUAUUAGUAAUAUACCAGUAACCAUUUUAAGAGAAUUAAAAAAUUUACAAUUAUUAGAUUUAUCAAAUAAUCAAUUAUCAUCUUUACCAGCUGAAAUUUGCGAACUCAAAGAAUUGGUCAAAUUAAAUGUAUCCCACAACAAUCUUGCAUCUUUACCAUUGGAAAUUGGUCAACUAAUAAAGUUAACUCAUCUUGAUAUCAGUUUUAAUUUUAUUGAAGCCAUCAAUGUAAAUAGUUUAUCUCAACUCGUAAAUCUUAAAGUUUUGAUGAUGCAACGUAAUUAUUUCAAUCGUUUACCAAUUUCAAUUUUCCAAAAAUUAAAUUUAUUAGAAUCAUUUUCAAUCAAUGGCUCACCUUGUUUCCAUCCAAUCAAACAGCGUAUCUAUGAAUCAAUUGCUAUUAGAUCAACCCGUUUGGAUUUAUCCGAUUCUGGUUUAUCCUAUUUACCAAUUGAAAUUGGCUCCAUUCAAACUUUAACCGAACUGGAUUUAUCAAAUAAUCGUAUUAAGGAUUUACCUCCACAAAUUGGUAAACUUUCAAAUCUUUCUAUUUUAAAUUUAACCAACAAUCAACUCGAAUAUUUACCAUGGCAACUAUCACAAUUAACAAAACUAAAGCUUUUAAAUAUCACUGGUAAUCAAAUUUCAUUUGAUAACUCUGGAAAAAUUACUAUUCCAGAUGUUCUAAGCGGCGAAGGUCUUACUGGUCUUUUAAAAUACUUAAAGCUAUCUUCCACCAAAGAAAAACCAUGUAUGCGUAUGAAAUUAAUGUUGGUCGGCCAAGAGAAUGUAGGUAAAACAAGUAUUGCAAAAUGUUUGAAAAAAGAAAUCAUUCCAGUAAGCAAGAAAUUAAGACAAACCAUUGGUUUAGGAACUAAAAAGAAUAAAACUCCAACCCUAAUGGAACAAUCAAGUUCCAUAGAUUUCAAUGCCCCUCAAAAUAUUAAUCCAUUAAAUACUUCAUUAAAUAUUAGUACUGAUGGUAUUAAUAUGGAUGAUUGGAGACCUCCAUCUGAAGAUCAAUCACCUGCAGUAACAUUUUCAAUUUGGGAUUUUGCUGGUCAAGAGGUAUAUUAUUCAACUCAUCAAUUCUUUAUUAGUAGCCGUUCAGUUUUUAUUGUGGUAUUUGAUAUGUCUGUUUACAAUCCUGAUGAAGUAUCCCGUGUUCCCUAUUGGCUUCAAUGUAUUGAAGCAUUUGGUGGUGAUUCCUCAGUUAUUCUAGUCGGUACUCAUUUAGACGAGUUACCAAAUGGUGUUGAUAUUAAUCAAAUUACUCAAGAAAUUCACAACAAAUACUUUACCAAAUUCCCAAAUUUAAAACUCUUCCUUCCUGUCAGUUGUAAAUCUGGAAAGAAUAUUAAUAAGCUUCAAAAUCAUAUUGUAAAGCUUGGUAAGCUUGAAAAGAAAUUAGGUGAAGUCUAUAAUAGAUCAUUUUUCCAACUAGAAUCAUUAAUAUUAAGCGAAAGGGAAAUGAAUACACCACCAAUUAUUACAUUUGAUGAAUUCUCUGAUAUGGCUCAAAGUUGUGGUAUUCCAGCUACAGCAGUUAAUAAAGCAGCAGAUUUCCUCAAAGAAUUAGGUAUAAUAGUGUACUUUGAUGAUGUCAAGAGUGGACUUGAUCAAUUUAUUUUCAUUGACCCUCCCUGGUUAACACGUUUAAUGGCCACUAUUAUCACAAGUAAACCAAACUUUGUUCAAUCUGGUGUUUUAGAUCAAUCCAAUUUACACCAAAUUUGGAAGCCACCAGAUUUCCCACAACAUCUUCACCAUGUAUUAUUGGCUAUUUUACAAAAGUUUGAAAUUGUGCAUCCAUUACCAGAUAAGAAUAACAACAGCUCUAAUAUUAAAUCAAAUGUGCCCAGUAAAUCAUCAGCGGUAACCGAGGCUAAAAAAGCAUUUAAUAAUAAAUCUACCAAUCAAUCAUCAACUACAUUAUUAAAUGGUGUUUCAAGAUUUGGAAAUGGUUCAAUUUCUAAAGGUUCAUCAUUAAAUCUAGUUAAAAAAUUGAACGAAGCUGGUUUGAAUGUUUCAACAGUUUCUUCUUCAACAGCUACAACCACAACAAACUCAUUAUCGAUUUCGAAUGAGAAUAAUUUAGUUCCAAAAGCUAGUACCAAACAUUUAGUACCAAUUUUAUUAAGCGAAGAGAGACCAAAUUCAAUCGAAAAAGUUAUGGAUCAUAUUAUUAAUAAAGAACAAAACUUUUUAGAAAGAAUUUAUCAAUUUGAAUUUUUACCAGUUGGUUUCUUUUCCAAAUUAAUGAUUAGAACCAUGCAUUUCACCACCGUUAAAGAGUAUUGGAAGAAUGGUUUAUUAGUCGAAAGGGAUGGCUCAACAUGUUUAAUAGAAUCAAUUCAUAGCUAUAGUCAAAUUAAUCUUAAAGCUUGGGGUACUAAUCCUUCAAAUGUACUUCGUUUCAUUAUAGAAACAGCCGAGCUCUUAAUCUCUGGUUGGUACAAAUUACAAUUCCACUUUUUAGUACCAUGUAACUGUUUGAAUUGUAUAUCUAUUCUUGGUUUUAGUACAGGUAAUUCAAGUGGCGUAGUAAAUGGUAUGAUGGGUGGUGGUCCAACUUUAAAUACUAGCAAUAGCAGCAAUAGUUUGUCAAGUAACUCAUCAACUUUGUCUUUAAAUUCGAAUAUAUCAAACACCUCAUCGGUAUCAUCUGCCUCAUCAACUCCAUCUGUUUUAUCACCACCAUUAACAAAUUCAUUAGAUUCUGCAGAAGCUUCAGGUGAUUCACUCGAUUUAGAUUUUUCAGAUUAUUACGAGGGUGAUGUAUCACCAGGAGGAACAUUAAAAUCAAAGAGAAAGAAGAAUCAAAAUAAAUUCCUUACACUCUAUAGAAAUAAUAAAACCAAUAGCAGUGGCAGUAAACAAAAUCAACAACAACCAAUCGAUUUAACCAAAGUUUCCAAUAUGAUCAAUCAACAACUAACAUUUGGCCCAGUAUUCAAAUCACAUGAUUUACGUACAAUGUUUUUAUAUGAAGAUAUUGAACGUACCUUCCUUUCAAAGAAAUUUGAAAUGAUUUGCAAGAGUAACAUUACCGGAGAGGAAACUAUUGUUCGUUUAGAUUCAUUAGUACCAGAAUUAUUAAUGUCUGAUAUUGGACCAAAUUUCACAUUAGAAUAUAAAGACUUGGAAAUUAUUGAACAAGUAGGUGAAGGUGGUUUUGGUAUCGUACACAAAGGUAAAUUACGUGGUGAGCUAGUUGCCAUCAAACAAAUUGCAAUGAAUGGUAAUAACCAAGCAGCUGCCGAAGAAAUUUAUCGUGAGUUUAGAAGAGAAGUUUGGUUAUCAAAUAUCCUUACCCAUCCAAGUAUUGUAUCUCUUAAAGGUUAUUGUUUAGAUCCAUGUUGUAUUGUAAUGGAAUAUAUCCCAAAUGGUACACUCUAUAGUUAUCUCCACAAAGCUUCAGCUGAAAAACCAAUUGGCUGGCCACUCAAGCUAAAGAUUUCAAUUAAUAUUGCUGAUGCCAUCAAACAUAUGCAUAAUUUCACUCCAAAGAUUUGUCAUCGUGAUUUAAAGUCUCCAAAUAUUCUUAUGCUUUCCGAUAUGAAUGCUAAUGUAGUCUGUAAAGUCAGCGAUUUCGGUGAAACUAGAGCUGUAGUAACUAGCGCCCUCGGUCGUGAUAAAUUAUCAAAUCCAAUUUGGUUAUCACCAGAGAUCAUGAGAGGCGAAGAGUACACCGAAAAGGCUGAUGUUUACAGCUUUGGUAUUGUACUUUGGGAAAUUUUAACUGGCCAGUUACCAUUUGAUGAAUACCCGGUUGCUCACUCUUCAUUCAUGUACCAAUUAGAAGAUGAAAUUAUGAAUGGUUUAAGACCAUCUAUCCCAGCAGGUUCGAAUGCAGAUUAUGUUCAACUAAUCAAAGAUUGUUGGCAAAAUGAUCCUUUAUUAAGACCAACAUUCCCAGAUAUUCACUUAAGAUUAUGUCAAAUGGCUGGUAUAACUCCAACUAUAACUACUACUCCACCUCCUACCAAUUCACCACAGUUAACAAAUAAUAAUAAUAAUGCCAAUAUUAUUCAAAAUGGUACAGGUUCAUUUAAAAGAACCAAUUCAAUUGUUCAGAGACCAAGCGUAUCAUCAAUAUUCAAUAACACUAGUAGUAAUGUAAACCCAGUGACUGCUCCAGUAACCCCACAUCCACCUUUGGUUAGAAAAAUUUCAAGAAAUAUUUCAAGUAGCCAAAUUGUUUCAUCACCAGUUUCAUCUACCUUAAAUAAUAGCUCCACCACUACUGCAAGCUCUUCUCCAUCAGUUUCUGUUACACCAGUCAACUCAACAAUAUCAUCAAACAUUACCCCAACUCCAUCAGCUAAACCUCCUUUAAGACACAAUUUAUCACAAGCCUCAAUUACCCCAAAACCAGCUCCUGUUUCUUCAUUUACUAAACCACCAUCGCAUUCCUCUUUGAGUCUCUCCACCCCACAAUCAAGUAAUAGUGGUAAUACUGCAACCUCGCCAUCAUCAACCUCCACCACAACCUCACCAUCGUCAACUUCACCAACCUCAACACCUCAACACCCAAUUUCACCACCAAUUUUAAAACCUUCAAGAGCAUUACCACCAAAACCAGCUAAUAUUACAUCAAAUCCAUCAUCAUCAUCAACAACCUCAUCACCAAUACCAUCACCAUCAUCAUCAAUUAUUAAACCCUCUACAGCUAAAGCAUUACCCGCCUUACCAACACAAUCAUCGUCCGCAACUACUCCAGGAUCAACACUUAAAUUUAAUUCUGUUGCAAAUAAAACUAUUGGUCAAUCUAGUACAUUACCAGCAUCAACAUUUAAAUCCACAGGCAGUUCAACAUCACCAUCAGGUUCGACAAGCGUUCCAAACAGCACAACAACAUCACCAUCCUCCAGCUUUUUAUUAAGACCAACAGGCGGUAAUUUUAAAAAAUUACCAGCAUUACCAAAUCAAAAAUAA
This is a messenger RNA of Dictyostelium purpureum, 7737 nucleotides long. RefSeq lists its product as uncharacterized. The coding region runs from base 1 to 7737 and encodes 2578 amino acids. Lineage: Eukaryota; Evosea; Eumycetozoa; Dictyosteliales; Dictyosteliaceae. The transcript is spliced from 3 exons. Gene Ontology annotation, biological process: protein phosphorylation. The record is from RefSeq and is a predicted model, not a curated record. Gene Ontology annotation, molecular function: guanyl-nucleotide exchange factor activity; protein kinase activity; protein binding.